CGCGUCACUUCCGCCCGCUCGGUCCGGCAUCUCCAAUAUGGCGGCGUCCUGCGGCUCCUCGCAGCUCCCGGCCGCCGAGCCGCCGCUGAAGAUCCCCAAGAUGGAGGUGCUGUCGCCGGGCUCGCCGGGAGCGCUGAGCGACGGCAACCCCAGCCUCUCCGACCCCUCCACCCCCAGCGGCGCCUCCCCUCUCGGCCCGGGGCCGGGGCCAGCGGCCGGCGGGGCCGGGCUGGGGGGCGGCGGCGGCGGGGCGGGGGGCCGCGGCGGGGCCUCGCCCUCCGUCUCCUUCUCGCCGGGCGGCGCCGCCGCCGCCGCCGCUGCCGCCGCUUGCCGCGGGAUGUCCUGGACGCCGGCGGAGACCAACGCGCUGAUCGCCGUCUGGGGCAACGAGCGGCUGGUGGAGGCGCGGUACCAGCAGCUGGAGGGCGCCGGCACCGUCUUCGGCAGCAAGGCCCCCGGGCCCGCCAUGUACGAGCGCGUCUCCCGCGCCCUGGCCGAGCUGGGCUACGAGCGCACCCCCUCCCAGUGCCGGGAGCGCAUCAAGACCCUUCGCAGGUGCUACAGCCGCGUGAAGGAGCAUGGUGUUGGGAAGAGGAAAAGCAGCUACACGUUUGAACAGCUGGAGCAGGUGUUUGGGCAGGGAGGAUGGGACUCCCAGCCCUGCCAGCCUGUCCUCAUCAACAGCAGCGGCUUGUACCAGGAGCUGGAGUCGGACGGCAGCACGAUGGAGGAGUAUUCCCAGGAGGACUGGGGAAACCACAGUCAGGAUCUUCAUUGCUACCAGACCGGUGAACAGGAAUUGGAUGAAAUGCCUACCACAAAAAGAACUUUAAAGAUAAAACAGGAAUCUUCAGAAGAUGCACAGAAGCGUGACGUCAUGCAGAAUAUUAUGCAAAUCUUGGAGUCGGUCCAGUUGAAGUGGGAGCUGUUUCAGAGCUGGACGGACUUCUCCCGGCUACAUCUUUCUAACAAACUGGCCAUUUUCGGCAUCGGUUACAACACCCGCUGGAAGGAGGAUAUUCGUUACCACUACGCGGAGAUCAGCUCGCAGGUACCCCUCGGCAAGCGGCUCCGGGAAUAUUUCAACUCGGAAAAACCGGAGGGUCGGGUUAUCAUGACCAGAGUGCAGAAAAUGAACUGGAAAAACGUUUAUUACAAAUUCCUGGAGAUCACCAUCAGCGAAGCCCGAUGCCUGGAGCUGCACAUGGAGAUCGACUGGAUACCUAUUGCUCACUCCAAACCCACCGGAGGAAACGUCGUCCAGUAUUUAUUGCCGGGAGGGAUCCCCAAAAGCCCCGGCUUGUACGCCAUCGGUUAUGAAGAGUGCCACGAGAAGCCCCUCUCCCCGCUAGCCGAGCACAGGGGGACCGAUCCUGGCAAUGAGACUCAAGGGGAGCUGGAGGUCCCUUCGCCGCAAGCCUCCCUCCGGGUGGACAUGGAAUCCGCCCGGAUUAUCUACUGUUACCUCGGCAUCGCCGAGGUCCGGACUCUCCAGCAGUGCCUGUUUUUACACUUUCAGGCAAACACCAAAACCUUCAGCAAAGAUUGGGUCGGGAUCAACGCCUUUUUAUCUCAGAACUGCAUCGUUGAGCCCGGCGUGUCGCCCAAAUCCAUCUACAUCAAAUUUGUGGAAGUGGAGAGGGAUUUUCUUUCCGCCGGCUCUUUGGUAGAGUGCCUGGAAAAAGCCAUCGGAUACCCCUUAAAAUUUAACAACUGAGUCUCGUCCUUCAUAAGGAUCAGGGCUUUCUGCCCCUUUUUUCCAUCUCGCUACCAGACGCUUUCGGAUCCUGUCCGUUCACAGCCGGGCAAGUCAGACUUUUCCGCCUGGAAACGAGUUUUGGGGUGAUAAGAGGCUUGUGGGCGCUUCCCACGAGCUCAUCGCCAGCAGGCGAGCGCGUCCUGGCUCUCCCGCCAGCCGGACCGGCCGGUUUUCCCACCGGAGCGGCGCAGUGAGGAGAAGCCCCCGGCCCAUGAAAUGACUGUAGGUACAUUCCACAUUGGACAAGCGCGUACACGUGGCGUUUUCAUACGAAAAGCUGGUUUUUUUGGUUUUUCUUUAUUCCACGGUGUCUCAUUUUUACGCAUCCGUCUCUCUAAGUGUUAUUAUGGAUCUGAAUAAAUAAGCAAUAGAUAACGGCAAGUUAAACCUUGAAUCACGUUAAAGGAGACUGUUUUUCAAAGCCACCCUUAGAUACUAUUGUAUAUAAUUUAGAACUUCACUUUUUUCACCCAUCAAGUGUUCUCCUCUCUCCAAACAGUGUUGCCUGCAAAAAGACUUUGGUUUCUGUGAUGUAUUCCACUUUACUAGUAGUGUUGCCAUAUCUGCUUUUAUUUUAUUUUAUUUUUUAACAUUAAAAUAAUUCCUGGCCUUUUUA
Molecule: messenger RNA, 2375 nt
Organism: Falco peregrinus (peregrine falcon)
Lineage: Eukaryota; Metazoa; Chordata; Aves; Falconiformes; Falconidae
Gene: MSANTD2
Product: Myb/SANT DNA binding domain containing 2
Source: RefSeq, a predicted model, not a curated record